This is a messenger RNA of Phanerochaete carnosa HHB-10118-sp, 843 nucleotides long. RefSeq lists its product as uncharacterized. Bases 1 to 843 code for a protein of 280 amino acids. The record is from RefSeq and is a predicted model, not a curated record. Lineage: Eukaryota; Fungi; Basidiomycota; Agaricomycetes; Polyporales; Phanerochaetaceae. The transcript is spliced from 4 exons.
AUGGCUCCCCGCAGGAACAAAGGCAAGAAGGCUCCUCCUGCGCCUCGCAAGAGAACAGCUGCGCCACCCGCACCCACUAACGACGAGACGACACCAACAACUGCCUCUACCAGUAGCACAUCCCAGCCUGGACCCAACAAUGACACGUCAUCGGUACUUAGCAGUGUGUCCCCUGUGCCAGGCCCCACUACCAACAACAUCUCUCGGCCAAAUGCCAUUGAAUUGGGCAACGGCGCUCAGCCUGCAACAGCAAUGUCGUCUACAGGCGCAGGUUCUCAAGGUCCUCACAUUCCUGACAUUGAUCCAGCUCUAACCGGCUCAGCGCCCAUGGAUCCAGCAACUGCCAACCUUAUGAACCAGGUUCGGCUGUUGGAAGAGCGACUACAACGCGCAGAGGCUGCCGGUCCUUUGGCGAGUGGUGGCGGGGACCGCCGAGCAGCAGCGGCAGCGGCAGGGUCCAUCCCGAAGCCCAAGGGAAGUGCGGGAGGUGGGAAGAAAGGGUUCCAUCUCAUCGAGAAGAUGGGUUUGGGUGGCUCAGGCGAGGGCAAGAAGCUCUACAAUCAGCUUCUGUCUACUGUGCGUGAGCUUGCUCAUGCCGCACGCCUCGAUCUUUCGAUGCCUUACUGUAAGGUGCGCCCCCAGGACCUGCACAACAUUUUUGCAACUGCUCGCAAAAUCCACCCUUUCCUUGCCCGCUUCGCCAACGACUGGGCCACCGGUGAGAUGCUCAAGCAGUUCAUGAGCAGUGUUCGGCGGUAUGGCAAGCGCAAGGGCUAUUUUUUGUAUGAUACAGAGGCCAGUGAUGUGUUCCGCCGCCUGGACGAUAUGGAGGACGGCGAGUAG